This is a messenger RNA of Coturnix japonica (Japanese quail), 3950 nucleotides long. Lineage: Eukaryota; Metazoa; Chordata; Aves; Galliformes; Phasianidae. The record is from RefSeq and is a predicted model, not a curated record.
GCGUGGGGGCGUGUCCCGCAGGGGCGUGUGCCAUCGCGGCGCGCCGUGUCCAUGGUGCGGGCGGCGGCGGUUGGGGUGACGGCGGGGCGGGAGAUCGGCGGCGCGGGGCCGCAUGGACGUCAUGUCCCCGCAACAGGAGCACCUCGGGCCCAGCCGAUCGUCCUCGGUGAGCGGCGAGAGCAGAGCGUUCGCCGCCGCCGACGGGAAGAAGCAAAAAAUGAAGAGUUUGGCCCAAAGACGCCAGUCUGCACCAUCCUUGAUCUUCGUCAAAGCACUUAACAGAUCUAGAUCUGUCUCAAGGGAAGGCUGCUUCUCCCCCAUCAGCCCAGAGGCAUGUCCCCUUGUGCAGUCCUUCAUGUGCCACAACAGGACGUUCCUCCUUGAUGGCCACGUGCAGCUGAAGACAGGCUUGCAGACCCAGGAGCGACACCUCUUCCUCUUCACAGACCUUCUGGUUGUUGCCAAGUCCAACCUCAAGGUAUCCAAUUGCCACUUACAGAAAGCCAAAGGAACUGAGUUUGCUCUGCAGAGGUCGCACUCUCAUUUCAAACUGAAGUGCCAAGCACGUCUCUGUGAGAUGUGGACAGCAUUUUGCACAGAAGAAGUCUGCGAAGGCAGCACCGACCCAGACAGGUCCUUUGUUUUGGGCUGGCCCACCACUAACUGUGUGGCAAAUUUCAGGUCUGCAGAGCAGAAGGAAACAUGGCUCUCCUUUUUGCAAAGUCGAAUAAGGGAAGAGAAAGAAAAAGACUAUCCUAAAAGCAUUCCUCUGAAGAUCAUUGCAAAGGAUGUUGGAACCUGUGCAUAUUCAAAAACCCUAAAUGUAACCAAUGUUGAUACAGCCAAUGAUGUCAUUCUCAUGGCCCUGCAGCAGCUGGGAAUUUCUGGCUCUGAGAAAGACUACAAGCUGUGGGUGAUUUCAGGAAGAGAAGACGCUCCAUACCCUCUCAUUGGCCACGAAUAUCCCUUUGGGAUCAAGAUGAGCCACAUCCGCGAUGCGAUGCCCCAUGGCUCAAAGCACUGUGCCUGCCCCAGGCAGCUGCAGGGCUACUUCCUGACUGAGCAGCUGCCCCAGGAGCUGCAGUGCCAGUUUGUGCUGAAGCCAAGCCGCCUGGCCGAGAGCCCACCGCUGCACGACUUGAGCCAGAAGUCAUUUAAAAGGAAAAGAUCCAUCAUAAAUUGGGCUUUCUGGCGUGGCCCAGGCACCCACUUGGACAACGCUCCCCUCUCCUCGACAUCUGCUGCCCCUGGGAAGCUCUUUGGGCUGCUGCUAACAGCCAUCUGCGAGGACGACAACCUGCCCAAGCCUCUCCUGGAUAUGCUUUCCCUCCUGUACCAAGAAGGCCCUUCCACCGAGGGUAUUUUCAGACGCUCUGGAAGUGCAAAAACCUGCAAAGAGCUCAAGGAGAAGCUGGAUUCAGGAGCUGAAGUGGACUUAGCCUGUGAAUCCAUCUUUGUGACAGCAUCUUUGUUUAAGGAUUUUCUUCGCAACAUCCCAGGCAGCAUUUUGACAUCCCAGCUUUGUGAUAAAUGGGUCUCUGUAAUGGAUCAAGGAAAUAAUGAAGAGAAGAUAAAAAGUAUCCAAAGGUUAAUAGAGCAACUCCCCAGAGCUAAUGUUGUUCUCCUGCGUUACAUCUUUGGAGUACUACAUGGCAUAGAAAUGCGAUCUGAAGAGAACCAGAUGAAUGCAUUUAAUCUUGCCAUCUGCAUUGCGCCCAGCCUGCUCUGGCCUCCUGCUUCCUCAACUCCUGAUAUAGAAAGUGAAUUCACAAAAAAGAUUUCCAGUCUGGUGCAGUUUCUCACUGAGAAUUGCUGCAAGAUUUUUGGAGAGGAGAUUAACUCCCUCUUUGGAGAAAUCCUGAUGACUUGCAAGAGAGAAAGUGGCUCAGAUGUGGCUUCCCUCCAUCUGAAUGACUCUUCCUAUGAUAGCCUGGAAAAUGAGGCAAAUGAUGAAGCCGACUCCUCUUCCAGUGACUGGAUCAAGAACCGAGAUCAGGAUAACAGGAGCAGGGAGUCCAUCUUCACUUUGAGUGACGGCGAUUCAGAGCAGACUGAGGUGGAUGAAAUCCAAAAUAAAACCAAAUCGAAACAGUUGACAAUUUCUGUUGAUGUACACCGUAAGUUUGCAUCGCAAGAAAAUUCAGAGAAGGAGUCUUUCUGCUCCAGCGCAUUGGGCUUCACUUCGGCAACUACCUCAGGUGUCCUCAAAACCUUAAGGAGACACAGGCGCUCCUCAGAGCCCGCCAUCGGCCUCCUUGCCCCCAGUUUUGUCCACGCUGGUGAUGGUCACGAGAAGGCAGCACGCAAAGCCAGUUGCGAUGUUGUCCUCUCUUAUGAAGAUGAAGACUAUCUCCAUCAGCUUCGGUCAUUGCAAAUGGAAGGACAAAAGCUUAUCAACCAGAGCUUGAUCAUAGGGAUUAACAUUGGUAAAAGUGACAACACAAACCAAAAUCUUGAAAAGAAAGACUUGCCCCAUUGCCUUCUGCCUCCAACGCCAGAAGGAUUAAAUAUUUGCUCAGGAUUUAGCUCUUCUAGCCUGUCUUCUCCCGGCACAUCUCCAUCUCUGUCAUCAAUGAGCUCCCUGGACAGUGCUUUCUCUCAGUUUUCAGACCAAUCUGUGUUUACCCCAACUGAAACCUCCUCCCCUUUUGAUAUCAGCACUUUUCAACCAGUAAAGAAACAAGAAGAGACUGCUGCUGAGCCUCCUGAUGACUAUUUGGUUGCACCCAGUAGGGUGCCCCCAUCUCCACAGCCUACCGAGGCUUUGGCUGAGGGGAGCUUGCUGGAGCCCAACAGCAGGCCGGCACCUCUGAAACUUACUGAAGGAGUUGAUGGCUAUCUGGUUAAGCCCGACAUUCAGCCAUUACCUCUGAAAGUCGCAGGAAGAGACAGACUUCAUGAUCUGAGAUCAAAGAGGAGGUCUAGGAGAGGACUGCAGCAAUCCAAAGUUUGAAGAGACUGACCAAAGCUCUUUUUUUUGCAGAGGAAUCUUAACACUUAAAAUAAACACCAUAAAGAAAAUGCCUUCGGUGUUAACGCGUGUUCAUUUUAAGUUCGGUAUCCAGGUUGUUCAAAUCCAAUUGAGCAGUCCCGGAACUCAUGGGUUUUCUUUUUCCAGGAAACUGUUAACGUUCCUACAUCACACUUUGCAAAAGAAUAUUGUAAGAAUAAUCCACAUUGCUGAAAGCAAGCAAACAGAAACUCCUGAAAAUCUGACAAGAUCCCAGGCUCUAAGUAAGAAAGCGCCCUGCUCUCAGAGCCCCUCGGGCAGCAGGGUGCCUGCUGGGACACCCCGUGACCACUUGUGUGUUGAGCCUUGCCCAUGUGAGUCUCAGUCGUGUGUGCUUUGACGUAGCGUGCAAAGUCAGUGUAGAUCCCAUAACUGUGGUAUUAUACUACUGUUCUGAAACCGAUAGGAAUGACCUUGGUUGCCCUCCAAGGAAUAAGUGUAUUGUUUUCUGUAUGUUUCUGGGGUACGUUCGAUAGGUGUAGUUAUUUCUUUCAUGCUGCAAUGGAAAGAAAAGAAAUGAGCUCAAAAAUAUGUAAAGAUAAAUGCUGAAGCUUGUAACUAACACCUCCCUGCUCUGUGUGUUCAGUCAUUUAUUGUGCUUCGUUGGCUGUUCUGUUCAUGUUUAAGUUGUGAAUAGUUCCUUAACAUCGCUGUAAAUGGCGUUAUGUAUUAUUGCAAGCAGAACACAUGUAAUUUUAUUAUGCAGCACCUAAAACAUCAUAUAAUAUAUUAAAAGUAUUGCAUUAUCUAAAUUCUUUGAGUUUGUAUAAUAUAUCCUGAUAAAUUUUGCUAUUAUAUAUGUUCUGAAAAAAUGUGUAUUUUUGUACUUGCAAAAACUGCUGCUAAUUUUAUGAGUUCUGUUCUGUUGUUACAGCACUGGUACUGAUGUGUAUGCAUUCAAUGCUAUAUAUUAAAUAUUAUUUGUUAUGUCAUCCAUUCA